GCGAGAAAUGGUGAUGGAUGCGACCAACCACGACGCCGAUAUCAACUACUCUACGAACUGGAGACUGUCUGGCGGUUCCCUCACAAACUCCAUCUCCUUUGAGUCAUCAUCCUUCUCCACUACCACCGGAAACCACGAAUCCGACGACGGAAUCCUCCCCGCCGCCGUCGAUCACACAACCAAGUCACCGCUCCUCCUCCUCCCUCCGGUUCCUAACGAAUCUCCUUGUGAAAUCACCAUUACAUUUGCACAAGAGCAUGAACUAAGGCAAGUCUAUAUCCGAAGUACUGCACGUGUAUACGAAGUGUAUUACACCAAGAAGAAGAGUGAUGAUAGAGAAUACCUCUGUACAGUUCGGUGUGGAGUUGCAGUGAGAGAAGAAGAUGAAGAAGUGGUUAAGAUCAUCCCUCUCAAUGAGUCAGCUGCUCCCAAGAGUGGACUGGAACCGGUUAAGGAUGGUGAUUCAGUGGAAAAUGGCGAUGGACCGACGAACGAAGAUGAUUGGGUUGAUCUAGGGCAACAGGAUCUGUUUGAAGCUACUGCAGAGAUUGAUGAUGCAGAGCCUUGCGUUUCCAUUACACUCCGUCUUCUCUCGCUUCAGGAUAAAAGAUGUGCGCUUGUUGAUGAGGUUUAUGUUUUUGCUGAUCCUGUUGAUCCAAGUGAGGCAGACAAGGAAGAAGGAAAUGGAAAUGGAAACUCGUCGAGUAGUGCGCUUAUGGCUAUGUUUAUGCCCGCUCUGUUACAGAUGUCCCGAGGAAAAGAUGUCAAAAAGGAACAGGAUAGACAAGUUUCUGACAAGUCCAACGGCACGAUUCCAGGAAGUUCAAGAAAUUUGAAUAAAUCAGAUAAGAUCGUGAAUGAAGUUCAGCAGGAGACAGAUGUCAUUGGUGCUAAUCACAGAGGAGUGAGCUUACCAGUUUUAGCCAAUACUGUUUCAGAGCAUGCUGGAGCUACACGAGUACCUGAAGCAGAAAUCAGAGCUGAUAUGCCUUGCAGUAAUGUAGAGACUAUCCUCCAUCAGCUUGUUGACAAGGUAAGCAGAUUAGAAACUAUCUUGACAAGUUUCGAAGAUCGGAUGUUGAAACCUAUCGGUAGUAUUGAUGCAAGGCUUCAGCUAGUAGAGGAGAAACUUGAACAGCUAGGCAAGAAGUCAUUUGAAUCUGAAUUGCUUGUUCAAACAAAAGUACCCAAUCCGGGUUCUCAGGGCAGUGAUACAAGCAGAACUCCUGAAAAUCAGUUGGAUGGAUCGAACAAAAACACAGAUGAUCCACAAUUGGCCUCUUGUGCUGAAACAGUUGUCCCUGACUCCGUUAGUAUAGACAAUACUGAAGACUAUGCUGUUGUAUCGCCAAAGAACAGGCUAGAUGAUAUUCUUACAAAGUUUGUAGAACCGGGGAAUGAAGAUCACUCAAUCUCAGGAAAUGAGAUGAUUUCUGCUGAAUCUGAGAUCGGUAAUGAGGAGGUUGGUCAUUCUCUUGAGAAAGGAUCUUUUGAAGAGAAGCCAAAACGCUCAUUGUCUAUAAAUCAUGCUUUAGCAUCUGCACUUGCUGGAUUAUUGUCUUCAACUUCAAUCAAGGAGGGAAAAUACAGCCAAGCCCUGAUAGUAACAGCCCCUGAAUUUUCAGAUGAAGAUGACAUGGAGACGGAAGAGAAAUCUCAGACUGGUUCUCAUCAAGACAAAAACCCAGUUGCAAUAGAGGAUUUGGGAAACACAUCAUCUGCUUUGGAGAGCCCAACUUCUUCAGAGAAAGAGCCUGGAAUUACUCUCUGUAAUGAAGAAUGUACUCAGGAGAUGAUUACUGAAGUUCCUGAAACACUGGGUGAUGAUGUGGGAGAAUGUUGCGAUCCUGAGACAGUGGUUAGCGUCAGUAACCAUGGUUUAGUUGGAGAUACAGUAACAUCAAGCACAGAAGCUGAAUAUUACACCGAGAGGGAAAACCGUAGUAAUGAGAACGAGCUUGGAGAACCCGAUUCUUUGGAUCACGAGCCCGAGAAUUCAAAUGUAACUACUGAUUUGGGAAGUUCGAGUUUCGUCGCUACUAAAGAAAAGCCUGAAAAGGAUGAUCUUUUGAAGAGUGUUCUCGGUUUUCAACCUAAUACCUCGUCGGUCGAUUUCCUAACUCCUGUUCUGGAUGUGAAGUUUAAUUCAGAGAGAAAAGUCUCAGACAUAAAUUGUCUCUUUGAGUCACUCUUCACGGAAGAGUUUAAGAAUGUUCUAGUAGAUUGCGACAACGGAGGUUUUGGUGAUGAUAACUUGGUCUCUGUCGAAGAUGAAGAAGAACUAAAAGGCCCACCGACCGAUACACUUUCAUCUCUGGAGAUGGAUUACUAUGAGCCAAAGGAGAUGCAUCUACAGUUGAAUGGUGAGAUAUCAACAGCAAGUUUGAUAUAAUAGGAAAAUCUGAAUUCGGCAUCAAAUUCUUCAUAAGUUUGUAAAAAACAAUCAUAGUUUGAGAUUUUGGAACUAGAAAGUAGAAACGUCCUUUUGUUUUGUAAUCUUCGUAAAGAUCUUAAUGAAGCAUAACUAAAUACUAUGGCUUGUAGCUAAUAAUCAUGACUAUUCUUUUCCUGUCGUUUUGA
Molecule: messenger RNA, 2580 nt
Organism: Eruca vesicaria subsp. sativa (arugula)
Lineage: Eukaryota; Viridiplantae; Streptophyta; Magnoliopsida; Brassicales; Brassicaceae
Source: the annotation of a GenBank genome assembly